Messenger RNA from Saimiri boliviensis boliviensis (Bolivian squirrel monkey), 477 nucleotides. RefSeq lists its product as uncharacterized. NCBI's taxonomy places the organism in Eukaryota, Metazoa, Chordata, Mammalia, Primates, Cebidae. The record is from RefSeq and is a predicted model, not a curated record.
AUGUCUAAAAGUGAAAGAAGAAUCUACAAGAGCAUGGCACCUGAAAUUUCUGAAGAUAUUGGCUGUCCUGCAGCUUAUAUGAGAGAGAAUGUUUGUGUUUUAUUAAUCAGCCAGUCAUCUUUUAUUCUGGUGUGGCUGAAAAUGUAUAUUCCAGACAUGAAUAGGCCUGGGAAGGUAGAAUGGAGAGUGGAGAAGGGCCUGAGGCCUCCCAGGGAGCUGGUCGGGGAGACCAGAAGGCUGCAAAGCUGGCCAACGUUUGCCAGGUGGCUGCGAAGAGUCAGCUUCAGUCCCUACAAGCCAUCCAUCCAGGCAGCUCCUGAACCAGAUCCAGGCAACUGGGCCAAGUCCCCAAGGCUGUCUCUGGGACCAGAAGGUAUAACCAAAGGGAAGCUUAAAUUCCAGGGCAUAAAAGGAAAGUUCAGUGUACCUAAGAAGGUGUUGAAAAUGACUUUUUUGUCAAUAUCUGAAGGACACUGA